This is a messenger RNA of Xylona heveae TC161, 621 nucleotides long. RefSeq lists its product as hypothetical. Lineage: Eukaryota; Fungi; Ascomycota; Xylonomycetes; Xylonales; Xylonaceae. The transcript has a single exon. The record is from RefSeq and is a predicted model, not a curated record. The coding region runs from base 100 to 621 and encodes 173 amino acids.
CAAUAUAUAUUUCAACAGCUACAUUAAUGCCAUACGCAAGACUAAUCCAAAAAAAAUUUGAAAUAUAAAGCCUCUAUUUAAUCCUUGCUGAUAUCAAUCAUGGCAUCAAAUCCUCAAGACUGGCGAGAACUCAUCACAUCCCGCAAACCCGUCCGGGUUCUGGUCAUCGUCUAUCCCGGCAGCUCUUUGUUCAAGGAAUCCAACCUCUCUCUCAUCCGAGACACCGCUCUCCAGAGAAUUGGAGCCGACGAGAAGGAUUGCAAGACACUGAUACUGUCGACGUGGACAAGACGGACCGCUCUCGUCCUCGACCUGUGCCAUACAACCUACGAUUUCAAGACUGCUCAUCAUCCUGAAUCUUUGACAGUAAUUAUUGUCCACAUCAUCAGCGAGACCAAAAUCACCGUCAAUAUAGCACGAGCAGCUGAUCGUGAUGAGACGAACAAGCAGGUUGCCCAUAUGCAUGAGUCGCAGGGGUUUGAUGCAAUUUUGCCCAUGGUAGAAGAACACCGCAAUGGAGCGGUACCUUCUUAUCCCAAUCCGCGAUCCCUCAUGUUUCGAAAAUCUGAACGGGCUUUGAAGGGUCAGGGAGCUCUCAGUCAAGGCGCAGGGAGUACAUGA